AUGUUCGUAAUAAAGUAUCUCUGCAUUUUGUUCACAAUAUUUCGUUAUGCAACGGGAAGUGAUACGAACAGUGUUCUGUGGAAAGAAGGUUCUGAAGAUAUCCCAUACAGAUUGAGUAACACAACAGAGCCGGUAUCCUACGAACUGUGGCUUGAGACGAAGAUUCAUGAACGGAUACUUGAUUAUACGGGAAGAGUGAGGAUUCUUCUAAGAGCAUUAGAAAUAUCUGAUACAAUUGUGAUUAACUCGGAGAAUCUUCAAAUCACCAAAUACAGUCUCCUUGAUCAUAUCAGUAACCAAAUAAAAAUUACACACUACGAAGAAUACAAGAAACAGACAAUUUUGGCAUUUUUCCUGGAUGAAUCUCUGAGAGUUAGUCAAAAUUAUGUACUCGAUAUUGAGUUUACUGGACGUCUUCAGAGUGGUCCUCAAGGUUUUGGAUAUACGCGAAAUGUUGAUGAAAAUGGGAAUGCGUCGUACAUGGCCACUUCAUUCCUUCAUCUUACACAUGCCAGAAAAGCUUUCCCAUGCUAUGACGAACCUCGCUACCGGAAUUCUUUUAUCAUUCACAUUACGCAUCUUCCUGUAAUGAAGGCCGCGUCAAAUAUGCCCAUUGCAUCAAUAGUUAACAAUUCAGAUGGGACCGUAACGACAUCCUUUCAAGAAUCUGUCCCCAUGUCCGUAGGCUUAGUUGCAUUCACCGUUUGCAACUACGAAUCUCGGAAAGUCAUGAUCGAAGACAAGAACUUAGAGAUCAGCUUUCUCGUGGCAAAAAAUCAAUUAGAUGAAUUGGAUUUUGCUAUAGAUUACAUAGUUUACAUGAUGAAUAAACUUGAAGACUAUCUUGGAAUUGGAUACAAUCUUCCGAAGCUUGAAUCUACGAUUGUUAAUGAUUUUAUGCAUACUGGAUUGGAGUAUUGGGGCCUUAUGGUUUAUGAUUCCAAAUGUCUUCUCUACAAUGAGAGCCUUACGACAAUAAGUCAAAAGAUGGACAUCGUUAGAACAAUAUGCCAUUUGCUAACCCACAAUUACUUUGGAAAUUUAGUGGGUUAUUCCUGGUGGAACAGCGGAUGGAUGAUUGAAGGAUUUGCCUAUUACUACGAAUAUUCUUUCUCAAAUUCCUACAUCAGUGAAUUUCCAACCAGUGAAAUACUAGUUACGGAUUUAAUUCAGAGAUACUUAGUUGAAAAUUCAUAUGCUACGGCCGUAUCUCUCAGCCAUACAAGAAUACUCGAUAAGCCUGUUGCUAGACAUCCAGACCUUCUAAUGAGGGAUGACUUUCACAUUGAGGGAAGAUUACCCAAGGUCGUCGCAAUGCUGCUUGGUGCUCGGAGUCUAAUGGAAUCUGGCAUCGAGGGUAGAAAAGUUCAAAUUUUUUCAGAUAGUAGAGCUGCGAUUCUGUCUGUAACAGGAUAUGAAUCGCGUUCUUUUCUCGUGACUGAGUGCACAAGACGAGUGCUGCUAGCUGCCGCAAUUAUAAGAAUGUCUGAUCACAUGCUGGGAAAAACCACGUUCCAGAAAGGACUCCAAAAGUAUGUAAAGGACAUGGCAUUCAAAGUAGCCGAACCGAAAGAUUUAUACAGAAAUCUCCAAGAGGCCGUUGAUGAAGACCAUUCCCUACCGGAUGACAUCAAAGUAGCGGAUGCACUAAAAUCAUGGAUAGAUCAACCAGGAUACCCGCUUGUAACAGUCAUAAGGAAUUACGAAUCAAACGAGAUUGUUGUGAAUCAGCAGAGAUUUCUUUCAUCGCGUGAAGAAGUUGAUACCGAAGGGUUAUCGUGGUACAUUCCCUUAUCUAUAACCACUUCUAAGAAUCCUGAUAUGAAUGACACUAAACCUUCGGUCUGGCUUAAAGGAGGGACUAGGGAACUGGUUCUCAGGACUUCGGAAAAUCUAACAUGGACUUCAGAAGAUUGGGUCUUGUUCAAUAUCGACCAAACCGGAUACUACCGGGUGAACUAUGAUACACAAAACUGGAAAUUGUUAGCAGACGAAUUGCACAAAGGAUUCCCUUAUACCAUAGGAACGCUCAACAGAGCUCAGAUUAUCGAUGAUGCGUUCAAUCUUGCUUACUCGGAUGUCGUACAUUUCACCAUGGCUCUCGACAUUAUAAAGUACGUAAAAUAUGAAAAUGAAUAUUCAGUCUGGAUAACAGCCAAUCGUCACCUUCUGAAUAUGAAUCGUCGAUUGGAUGGACAUUCUUACGAGUUGUACUACGGAAGAUUUUUGCAACAUCUAACUGAGGAUCACUUUGCACAUCUGGAUGUAUUUGAAGAUUUCUACGGAAGGGAUUCUAUAGGUAACACCCUUCUACGUCCAAUUAUCGCAGAUCUUGCUUGUCGGUCGGGAUCAGGGAAAUGUUUGACUGCAACGAGAAUCAUGGUAACUGCAGAAGCUCUGACAGGACAUAUCCUUGUUCCUCAUGAAAAACCUUCAGUCUAUUAUUGUCAUGGUCUCAAGAAUGCCGAUGAGAAUACUUUUCAAUACUUCUGGAAUAAAAUGAAGACUGUAACGAAUGAGCAGGAGAAGAUACACAUAACAAGUUCAAUUGGUUGCUACCACAAUUUCGAGUCAGUCUAUUCUCUUCUUCUGGAAACGGCUGAUCCAGAACUUUCUCAUCUCUACUACACAAAUCUCGAUAGAUUCCAAAUUCUUAUCUAUUCUAUAAGAAAUGGACAUGUAAAGGUCAUACUGAAAUUCUUGCGUGAAAAUCACGAAGAUAUUGCCCAGACGUAUACAUACAACAACUUCCGGAUGGAACAAGCUCUAAAGGACAUGGCUGAGUGUCUUCAAGAGGAAGACAAGGAGGACUAUGUCGAUAUGCUGGAAGUGCUUUUAUCAGCUGGUCACAUCAGUCCGACUUUAUAUCGAAGAUGCAUAAAUGACAUGGAAUACAACCGAAUUUGGGUACAAGAAAACAAGCAAGAAAUCGAAAAUUGGAUUGGGGAAUACUUUCAGCCCAAAGUUCAGAGUUCAGGCAUGAUCAUUAUGAUAUCUAUCCCGGUUAUUCUUAUCACUCUUUGGCAAAUAAUUUUUCCAAUAUUCUAA
Messenger RNA from Phlebotomus papatasi, 3048 nucleotides. RefSeq names its product aminopeptidase N-like. Gene Ontology annotation, biological process: proteolysis; peptide catabolic process. Lineage: Eukaryota; Metazoa; Arthropoda; Insecta; Diptera; Psychodidae. The coding region runs from base 1 to 3048 and encodes 1015 amino acids. Gene Ontology annotation, cellular component: cytoplasm. Gene Ontology annotation, molecular function: zinc ion binding; peptide binding; metalloaminopeptidase activity. The record is from RefSeq and is a predicted model, not a curated record. The transcript has 5 exons.